This is a messenger RNA of Zea mays, 3875 nucleotides long. Its product is annotated as haloacid dehalogenase-like hydrolase family protein. Bases 225 to 1835 code for a protein of 536 amino acids. NCBI's taxonomy places the organism in Eukaryota, Viridiplantae, Streptophyta, Magnoliopsida, Poales, Poaceae. The transcript is spliced from 13 exons. Gene Ontology annotation, molecular function: metalloendopeptidase activity. Gene Ontology annotation, biological process: rRNA processing. The record is from RefSeq and is a predicted model, not a curated record.
ACAGUCCGACGGAUUCAGACGUGUCUUCUGUCUAUUCUGUCGAAGCCGUCGCCUCUCAAUCUGUUCUGACGAAGCAAUGUUCUAUAAUCACAAAAAUCUCGGUUAAACCUAUCUUCCCAUUUUGUUCCUCGUCGAGCUCCUCGCUCCGCAGCCAAUCAUCCUCAGCCAAAAUUUCUAGAACCUCGCGCAGUCGCCCGCACCACGCCAAUCUGCUGCUGCUCUCGAUGGUGCGCCUCCAUCAGCUCCUCUCUCGCACGCUUGCAUCUCACCAAAUCCUCGCUUCUGCCACCUCCAGCGUCCGCUCCACCCCGCGGCUGCUUCUCCCUCUCCGGUUGCCGCCGCCUGCUCCUCCUCCCCAUGGCCGUACUCUGCUUCCCAUCAUCGUAGCCGCGUCGCGUCAAUACGCCUCGUCGACCUUCGGGAGGCGAGGGCGCUCGACGCGGCCGCCGAUGUUGCUGAGGCGCAAGAGAGCCAGGAGUCCGACGCGGAAGGGCCCUGGCGAGCUCCGCGUGCAAAUUGGCAUAGAGGAGGCCCUUCCCGACGACCCUGGAAUCCUGAGCAUUGCAGAAACUCUUCGGACGGAUGUUGGGAAGGCAGUGAAGCUGGCCCUCAACGACCUUGAAGGCUCGGAUUACAUGACCAGAGAUCCUUCUAUAUGCAAUGUGGACAAGUAUGCUAGCAUUGAGGUCUCUGUGUUGCUUUGUGAUGAUGAUUUCAUCAGGAAGCUCAACAAAGAAUGGAGGGAUGAGGAUCAUGCUACUGAUGUUCUGUCAAUGUCUCAGCAUAUCCCAGAGCUUGAUAUUCCCAUUCUGCAGUUGGGUGACAUAGUAAUUUCUGUUGACACAGCUCGACGGCAAGCAGAAGAAAGGGGACACACACUUGUUGAUGAGAUAAGAAUCCUCAUGGUGCAUGGGCUAUUGCAUUUAUUGGGCUUUGACCAUGAAGUCAGCAAGGUGGCUGAAGAAGAGAUGGAGAAGGAAGAAGAACAUAUUUUAAAUACUCUUGAAUGGAGAGGAAAGGGAUUAAUUAAGAGUGCUUAUGAUAUUGCUACUGUUAUGGAACAUUUACAAAAUUCUGUUGAGGCUGAUAGCAAUAUAGAGAAAGUGAUCCUACAAGAGAAACAUCAACCCAAACUAAGCCAUAUCAUCUGUGAUAUAGAUGGUACUAUCAUGGAUUAUGAAGGUGGUCUGCAUGAAAAAUCAAUAGGAUCUUUGAGAGAGGCAAUUGCAACAGGAGUAAAUGUUAUCAUGGUUACUGGAAAGAGUCGGGCUUCCACUAUUAGAACCUUCAAGCUUCUUGAUUUCCGCGAAAAAGGUGAUUUUAUUUCAGAGACUUCACCUGGUGUAUUUUUGCAGGGUUCACUUAUCUAUGGAAGGGAUGGCAAAAAAGUUCAUAGAGCAGAAUUGGAUUUAGAUGUCUGCAAGGAGGCAUUGCUGUACUCCUUGAAGCAUAGAAUUCCUCUUGUUGCGUACUGUGAGGAACAAUGUCUAACAUUGUUUGAACACCCAUUUGUUGAAUUGUUGCACACUGUACAUAAUGAAAACAAGGUAAAAGUGAUGCAUUCAAUUGAGGACCUUUUGGAAUAUUCAUCUAUUCAGAAAUUACUUCUUUUUGAUAGUACCAAAGAGGAUUCAUCUGUCCUAAGGCAGCAUUUUUCAGAACUGAGCAGAGGGAAAGCACAUGUUAUCAAAAUGCAUUCAAAUACAAUUGAUAUUGUUCCCCUCAAUACUUCAAAAGGUGGUGGUUUAAGAAUUCUACUUGAUCAUCUUGGAAUAACAAAAGAUUGCGAUCUUGAUUCUAUUGGAGACUAUACCAGAUGGCUAAGCAAUAAAUGAUUCAACUGACAUGAUUACUGGGUCGUUCUUAAGAAAAAAAUGUGGAAUCGUAGGCGCGCCAAAGGAACAAAACUAUUGCUCUGAAGGUUGCAAAAAUUGUAUGUUUGUAGCACCAUCUCUUUUAGUUGGCAAUUCAUGUGUUUUUAUAUUUCGAAAAGGAUUGGGUGGUGAAUGUCAGCUUAGAUAUUUCCUUCAGGUAAUGUGUACAUAGAUUCAAAGUAUGUAACUUCAGCGGAAACUAGCCUUUAAUUUCAAAUACCAUGAAUUUUUUGUUCGUCUUCUGAACAGAUCAUUUUGUUGAGAUACAUGUGAAGAGAAUUGAAUGGGCCACAUCCUUGUGCAACUGGAGCUUACCAUGUGACAUUUGCUUUUGUCCAAAGUCAUCUGCAACACCAUUUUUAACUCUACAUAGAUUUUUUUGUAGUUUUGUUUUGUGUAGCAUAGCAUUGAUAAAUGUUGCUAAAUAAACGAGUUAAUGGUUUCUCCACGUUGUUGAUAUUUGUUCGAAUGAAACUAAUGCUGAAGUAUAAUUUAUGGUCAGGAAUUCAAUGGAUGCAUUGUGAUGACGAUAACUGUAUUUUCUGCCAUGUUGGGCUUUGUUUAUUAUGACUCACCGUUACUCAUUACAUCCAUUUGAUUGAUCGAUCUUUUUAUUUAUCAUGAAAUGAAGCACAUAAGAAAUCAGGUUGAUUGUAGAAACAAAUAUUGUUCAGAUUUUCAUGCAUAAAGCACACACGAAGCACAGCUCGUCAAUGGAAAGUGGAGGCUUGUCACCCUAGUUUUCCCUUUGUUACAGAUCAAUAUGUGUUGCAACUCUCUUGUUCUGGUGGGCAUAUGAUUUAGUGCUGAUGUUCAAAUUGCUGGUGUUGCUAGUUCCUGGCAUUACUCUAGCAAAUGAACCAUUUGAGGGCCUCUUUGCUAUCAUCUUGUUGCACGGCCUUGAUACAAUGAUUGUCCGUUGGUUCAUGUCUAAUCCUACUGAAUAGCUUUUGCUUGCUCUCAUCCUCUUACUGUAUGAAACUUUCUUUGCAAGGUCUUGAACACUUGUAGCAUCAGAUAUAGACGUGAAUGAUUGGGCCUUCCCUUGGUAGUAAUUGGACAGCCCUUUCCUGUGGAAAUCGUGUUAAUUGAACAUGAGUUGGAAUGCUUUGCAUCUGAAGUGAAAUUUAUAGAACAAAUAUACAUAUGAAGUUGAACUCUGCUGCAUGCUUAUCAUAGAUCUUGUGCAAAAGGGAACCUCUACUAGUUAUCACAGAGCAGUAUCAAGUUUUGUUGAGCUGAAAGUGAAUUUGCAAGCUUUUUAUAACAAAUAACAGAUCAUUCCAUUGUAUGGUAGGGACAGAAGCUUGCUGGUUUAAUAGAAGAUAAUAGUGCAAAGAAAUCGCAAAACUUAUUGAAGCAUUUGUAAUUUUGAGGCUAUAUCUUUUUCUACCUUCAUCAUGAAUGUAAAAGUUACAAAACUACAUUGUGAAGCCACAUUGUGAUUUAUUUGUAGAAAUUGGACAGCUUUUAUGACUUUUCUUCAAGGUAAAUGAUUAUAAACAUGCACCUGAUUGGAAGCUCAUCUAGCAGCGAGGAUAACUCAUACAGGGGACCCUCGGCGUCCAGAUGCAACGUGCUCGAAGAUGCUGAGGAUGGCUCAGAGCGAUGGCCAGGUGGGGAAGAAGUUGCAUCAUCAGACACGUUGGAAGCUGAUGAGCACAAGGACCCACUGGACGCGCCCGAGAAGGAAUUGUAAGACUCGGAGCUUUCGUCACCUGGUUUAUUGCAAAUCUCCUUGUGACACGAGGGUACUCCAUGAGGUGCUAAGUUGUAAGGCUCUGCCAUUCAAUGUUUUGACAUCAAAGGGACGCAGCUUAUGUGGAUAUAUAUAGGAGAAAAAGGGAGAGCUAUCCAAGUGGUUGGAUAAGCGUCUUGUUUAGUCGGAGAAAUUUUGUGAACUCACGGCCGGAGAGCGAGUGAUAGUUGCCCUUACUCCAUGUGAUCUUGAUAGAUUAGUACAUUAAUAUUUCUUCAUUUCUUGUGCUAUUUUAUUACUUA